Messenger RNA from Ornithorhynchus anatinus (platypus), 1470 nucleotides. RefSeq lists its product as uncharacterized. The transcript is spliced from 6 exons. NCBI's taxonomy places the organism in Eukaryota, Metazoa, Chordata, Mammalia, Monotremata, Ornithorhynchidae. The coding region runs from base 1 to 1449 and encodes 482 amino acids. The record is from RefSeq and is a predicted model, not a curated record. Gene Ontology annotation, molecular function: lipid binding.
AUGGGAGCGCCGCCGCGCCUGGCCAAUGGCGAGGGAGGAGACGCCGCCGCUCGGCCAAUAGGAGGAGGCGGAGGGAGGAGCGCGCGCGGCGGGGGCGGGGCCGCUCUCGGGCCCCGCCCACCCGUUGCCUGGGCAACGGCCGGGGCUCUGUCUGCCCCCUCCCGUUGCCUCGGCAACGGUCCGGUCUCUGCGGCCCCGCCCACCCGUUGCCUUGGCAACAGACUCCGGCCCUGGGAGAACCCGUCCAUUUGUCCGGCCACAGUCCGAGCCCCCGUCCCGCCCCCGCACCCCGGGUCCGUCCAUCCUGCCGUCCGUCCAUCCGUCCGGUCCUCGGAACGACCGGCUGGGCUUGUCCGUCCGUCCAUCCGUCCAUCCGCGCGGCCUGCUCCGGACCGCCCUCCCCACCGCCGGCCCGUCCAUCGGUCCGUCCUUCCGGCCCUCGGAACCACCCGCCGGGCCCGUCCGUGCGCCGUCGGGCCCUCCGACCGGAUCCCCUCCGCACCGCCCUCCGGCCCAUCCGGCCGCGGCCCGGCCCUCCGCGCCGCCCUCCUUCCGGCCAUCCCUUUCCCGGUCCCGCCGGCCCGUCCGUCCGUCCCCGGCCCUCCGACCGGCCGGGCCCGUCCGCCGGCGGUCCGGCCCUCCCCGUCCCGCGGCCUCCCCGCCCGCCCGGCCCUGGCGACGGUCCUCCUGCCCGAGGAUUCUUUCUUCCGAGACUUCCAGGCCCAGUGCCAGGAGGAGGAGGGAUGGCAGGCCCGGUACGACAAGGACGACGUGGUGGUCUGUACCCGGCCCCCGCCGGGGCCGUCCGACGGCAGCCAGCCCGCCGUGCACAAGAUCAAGGGCCGCGUGACCAUCGGCGACGUCCCGAUCGAGACCGUCUACGACGUCUUGCAUGACCAGGAGUAUCGCAGGACCUGGGACGUCACCAUGCUGGACUCCUUCGACAUCGCCCGGAUCAACAGCACCACCGACGUGGGCUACUACGCUUGGAAGUGCCCGAAGCCCAUGAAGAACCGCGACGUGGUCACCCUCCGCACCUGGAAGGUGACCGACGACACCUGCAUGAUCAUCAACUUCUCCGUCACGCACCCGCGCUACCCGCCGCGCAAGGACAUGGUCCGGGCCGUCUCCAUCCUGACGGGCUACUUGCUGCUCGCCACCGGGCCCCGGAGCUGCCAUCUCACCUACCUGGCCCAGCUGGAUCCCAAGGGCUCCCUGCCCAAGUGGGUGAUGAACAAGGCCACUCAGUGCGUGGCCCCCACGAUGCUCCGCAGGUUGCAGAAGGCGUCGCGCAGGUACCCGGCCUGGAAGCGGGAGCACGGGCAGCACGUGAAGCCGUGGCGAUACCCGGAGCAGUGCACGCUGCCCGUCAUCUCCGUGGGCGAGCUGAGGCCCGGCGGCGGGCCCGAGGCGGCGGGCGACGGCGCCCGGGGCCGGCCCGAGGACUAGAGGCGGACCGGCGCGGACCCC